Messenger RNA from Triticum turgidum subsp. durum (durum wheat), 513 nucleotides. The record is from the annotation of a GenBank genome assembly. Lineage: Eukaryota; Viridiplantae; Streptophyta; Magnoliopsida; Poales; Poaceae.
AUGGGGAACAGCCUGAGGUGCUGCCUGGCGUGCGUGCUGCCGUGCGGCGCGCUGGACCUGGUCCGGAUCGUGCACCUGAGCGGCCGCGUCGACGAGUACGGCCGGGCCGUGCUCGCCGGGGAGGUCCUGGCGGCGCACCCGAACCACGUGCUCAGCCGGCCCUGCGGGUCCAGGCAGCAGGGCGGGCCGCGGAUCGUCAUCAUCGUGUCGCCCGAGGCCGAGCUGGAGCGCGGCGAGAUCUACUUCCUCCUCCCGGCCGCCUCCGUGCCCGCCGACGCCAAGAAGAAGACCAAGACCAAGCGCGAGCCGAGCCCCGGCGCCGCCGCCGAGGAGGACCGGCGACACCAUCGCCACCACGUCCGGAGCAAGUCGGAAGGCAGCGCGGCCACGGCCGCCGUCGAAGGUCGCCAGCAGCAGCAGCAGCAGCAGCAGCAGCACCGGAGGCGCAUGAGCACCGGCAGCCACGCCACGUCGUGGCACCCGCACCUGGCGCGCAUCGCCGAGGACCCCUGA